Molecule: messenger RNA, 4543 nt
Organism: Linepithema humile (Argentine ant)
Lineage: Eukaryota; Metazoa; Arthropoda; Insecta; Hymenoptera; Formicidae
Gene: spn-E
Product: spindle E
Cellular component (GO): intracellular anatomical structure
Molecular function (GO): helicase activity; ATP binding; RNA binding
Source: RefSeq, a predicted model, not a curated record
AACAAAGUUUCUGCAACAGGCUAAGAAUGGCUAAGGAAGAACAAGUUAUGUUUAUAUAUUCAUUAAAUUACUAAGAAUAUUUCUUUUAUGUGUAAGAAAGUUAAUAUAAUUUGCAGUUAAUAUAAAAACUAUAGCAUUAUUUGUCAUUAUGGCUUCCUUUAAUGAAAAACACGAUUAUUCUAUUAAAUCUAAGGAAGAUGUUUUUCAUGCAAUGAACGAUGUAGAAGCAGAAGCUGAAAAAUGUUUAAAGUUUAUAAAUAGCAGAGAUAGAAAAGAAUCUCAAUUCACUGAAAAGUUACAAGGAUUAGAAGAUAAUAUGCAAGAGCUCUAUGUGAAGGAUCUAGCAAAAGUGUAUCAAAAGUCCAAUUUUAGUUACAAUUCGCAGUCCAAAAAUUUUUCCAUUUUUUCUACAGGAGAUAUACUAUCACAAAUCGAAACAAAUUCUGUAGUUGUCAUUAAAGGACCAACUGGUUGUGGAAAGACUACUCAAAUUCCACAACUCAUUCUUAACGCUAGUAUGAAGAAAAGGAUCAACUGCAACAUUAUAGUUACCCAACCGAGAAGAAUAGCUGCAAUAAAUAUUGCUAAAAGAGUGAGUCAAGAGGGAGGAUGGCCUCUUGGUAGCCUUGUAGGCUACCAAGUAGGUAUGCAGAAGGAAGUCUCAUCUGAGACUCGUUUAAUUUAUUGCACUACUGAGAUUCUUCUUCAGCAUCUGAUUCAUCAGAAGCAUAUGUUUAAUUUUACUCAUGUCAUAUUAGAUGAAAUUCAUGAGCGUGAUCAAAAUUUGGACUUUCUUUUAUUAGUUGUUAGAAAAUUGUUACAAACAAAUUCAAGACAAGUCAAAGUUAUUCUAAUGUCAGCAACGAUCAAUGAAACGCGAUUUGCAAAGUAUUUUUCCAGUCGAGUAGGAAAUAAUUUGAUCCCUGCACCAACUAUCAAGAUUAAGGAAAACAAAACUUUUAAGAUUUGUACGUAUUACUUGGACGAGAUAAAAAAUUUAGGAGUGAUACCAAAAGUGUUUGCUAAUGAACCAAAAAUCACUGAAGUGAUGAUUAACUUUUGCUCGCUUAUCAUUAAUGCUCUAGAUGAAAUUGAUAGAAAUGACAAUGAGGAAGACUCAGAUUCAUCUUUUACGAGACACGCUGUUCUUAUAUUUUUACCAGGAAUUUAUGAAAUUCAAGAAUUAUAUAAUUAUCUGUCGUCGGUUUAUCAUGAAGAUAAAUUGUGGGACCUGCUGAUUUUGCAUUCAUUUAUUUCUAGUGAUGAGCAGCAUCUUAUUUUUCUUAAACCGCCAAAAGAUCAUAGACGCAUCAUACUUUCCACAAAUAUUGCUGAAAGUAGUAUUACUGUACCGGAUGUAAAAUAUGUGAUAGAUUUCUGUCUCGUGAAGAGGCUUAAAGUUGAUCCUGUCACUCAUUACGAAAGUUUGGAACUUAAUUGGGCAAGUAAAGCCAACUGUGAGCAACGAGCUGGUCGUACAGGUCGUGUGAUGGAUGGCAGAGUUUAUAGAUUAGUACCAAAAGCGUUUUACGAUAUGUUGAACAAUGAGAGCACUCCAGAAAUAAUGCAUGCUCCUCUCACUACUGCCGUUCUCCGUGCCAAGAUUCUUGAUCUUGAUGAGCCACGUGUGCUUCUUUCUCUUUCGCUUGAUCCGCCGCCUCUUUUCAAUUUGGCGACUACUAUUAUGACCCUCAAAGAAGUCGGUGCUUUAGUAAAUAAGGAUAACUCUUUCCAGCCGUAUGACGGAAAAUUAACUGAUCUCGGCAGAAUAAUGGCGUUUCUUCCCAUCAACAUUCGAAUUUCGAAAUUAAUCAUGCUGGGUCAUGUUUUCGGAGUUUUACGAGACGCUAUUAUUCUAGGAGCUAGCAUGGCCGUUAAGGAUAUUUUUAACACGUCGUGUCAUCCUAGCGUCUCUUCUUAUAGUAAUCGGAGAAAAUGGGCUCGUAAUACCGAUAGCGAUUGUAUCGCCAUUCUACAUGUUUAUAAAGCAUGGCAAAAUGAAAAAGCAAACCGUCGAUUAAGCAGUUAUCAUGCCGAAAUACAAUGGGCUCAGAGAAACGGGAUCCAGGCAAAGGUUCUACGCGAAUUAGACGUUAUGGUGAAUGAAAUUACUUGUAGAUUGCAGCGAUUAGGCAUCACUGAGAGUGUCGGAGUUAAUAAAGUCGUCUGGCAAGCUAUGGAUCGUGACUUCGUGCUUCAAGUUAUUCUCGCAGGAGCAUUCUAUCCUAAUUACUUUAUUAAACGUUCAGGAAAUGUUGAAGAUUUUAAAGAAAAUAUCACAAAAUGUUUGGGUGCUGCCGAUCCUAUAAAAACAGUAUAUCUACGAGGUUGGCCAAUGGAUCAACCGGGAUAUUUGUAUGCUCAAAAAAUUCAGAAGAUUUUCUCUAAGUAUCAAGGAAUCCCAGAAAAACAAAUAGCAGUAUCUUUUGAUAAAUCGACACGCGUUUACGUACAAUUUCGCGAGAAGAAAUCGACAGUCAAUGAUGAAAACCUUUAUAAUAUAUCAAAUUUUGUCUAUCAGGCUGUCAAAAUGAAGCAAUGCAAUGUGCCAUUUGCGAUAAAAUUGUUAAAUACAAAAAAAGCAAAUGAAAUAGCGAGGCAUCAUGAUCUUCACAGAUUUGAACGGAGGCUUUUCUUUCAAAGAGGUGUGAAGAAAACUGAGAUUAAUAUUCUUAAAAUCAGGCCUGAAUUGCCGCAGCUUGAUGUGACUUUCAUACCUUUAUUUAUAUCAACCAUUAUUAGUCCUGGAUAUUUCUGGUCGAUCCUUAAUGACGAUGCCACUUACGAAAAACUACAAUUUAUUGAAAGAAAACUCAAUGAGCAUCCUUUGAAAAAACUUAUUUCUCUUUCCAAUAUCUCAACUAUAAUCGCCGCUCCGAUGGAAAAGGACAAUUCUUUCAUUUAUCACCGAGCCAUAAUAGAGGAAUUUACCUCAAUAAGCGAAGAAUUAAUCGAUAUUUUUUUCAUUGAUCACGGAUUCUCUUCCCGAAUACGAUUUAGCGAUCUAAGAGAAAUCGAUGACGUCGAAAUUUCAAAAAUUCCUUGUUUAGCGUUUCGUUGCAGUUUGGCUUGUCUGCGACCUGCAAAUCAAAUUAAUCCUUACGGUCGAUGGUCGAAAAUUUCAAAAAGUUAUUUUGGAACACAAGUUAAAAAAAGUCAGCAAAUUUUUGGAAAGAUUUAUUCCAUUGUUGAUAGUAUUAUUAAUUUAGAAUUGAUUGUUCUUGAUGAUAGAAAAGAAAAAUUUAAUAUUAACGAAGACUUGAUUGAGAAAGGAUAUGCAGUGAGGAAAGAAGAAAAUUAUUUAUCGAACUAUAAUCAUGAAGUAAGGACGAAUAUUAAUAAUAUCUCUGCGAUGUCGACAGAGGAGAAAGAGUUUUACGAAGAGGAACAAUAUGAUAAAGAUCACUUAUUAAAAUAUCCUGAACCACCCAAAGAAGAAGACUGCGACUUUAGCGUAAUACUCCAAGGCCCACACUCUCCCUUGGAAAUAGAAAUGACUCAACUAACAUUCGCGGGAAGAUCAAAAAAGAUCAACGUAGAACUAAAUUCCGUGAAUUCCGUUCUCUUGGAUGAUGAUCCCGAUCAAUCGAGGCGUCUUUUGGUCGCUCAGACCGUUAGUCAAGGAUCCAAUGACUACUUAAUUCUAAGAAACACAACAUUCUUACCAAAUAUUCCCGGACUCGCGACAUUACUUGUGCUUUGUUUUGCGCCGCGCAUGGAGUUGAGAUGCAACUCCCGGAAAACUUACUACACAGGAGCCUUGUGUGGUUUGGGCCCGAUGGAUAAUUCUACCGGGCAAGCUAUGUUUCCUGAUCACGAUAUAGAAAUUCUAUUUGACGUAGAAAUUUUUAUUGACGAUAUGAAUGAGAUAAAUAAACUGCGUUAUUGGAUAAAUGAAGGCAUGCAACUACACAACGAUUCCCACGAUUUUAAUGAUCAUAUUAUAAACUGUCAGAAUAGACUCCAGCGUAUUUUGCUCGAAUUAAGAGACAGACAAAGAAAAUUGCUAAAUCCACUGAUUGACGACAAUAAUGAUUAUUUUUCUAAGAAUUGGAAUCGCUACAACAAAUCAUUCUUUUUACCACCCACUAAUGAAACGACAAGAGAAUGUGAUAUAUAUCCGCUGCAUAAAGUGUUAGCACUGCUUGAGAAGGAUGAAAAGACGGAAGAAAUAUUUAAGAACCUCUCGGAUUUGCAGCGUCUCGCUUGCGAAGAUGUACAAAAGGCGAGAAAUGUUACCGCUUUCUGCAAGUUAUGCGAAGUAGAAACAUUUGGUCUAUUGGAGUUGCGUGGUCAUCUUUGUUCAGAACAACACAGGAAAAAUGAGGAAACGUUGUUAAUAGCUAAACGGAAUUAAAUAAAAAUUGCAGAUUAUUAUUAAUAUACUAAUUAUUCGCAAUAAUGAAGUAAAGUAAAGUAUUAUUUAAAUUUAUGUUAACAAUUCAUAUAAUAUUUAAUGAUUUAUUCAUUUAAUUAAGUAGUUCAAUAGUAAGUAAGUUUACAAUAUAGAUAAUAGGGAAUAAUUAUAAGUGAAUCAAAAAAA